Messenger RNA from Carassius gibelio (silver crucian carp), 8065 nucleotides. Its product is annotated as protein shisa-7-like. The coding region runs from base 3041 to 5098 and encodes 685 amino acids. The transcript is spliced from 6 exons. Lineage: Eukaryota; Metazoa; Chordata; Actinopteri; Cypriniformes; Cyprinidae. The record is from RefSeq and is a predicted model, not a curated record. Gene Ontology annotation, biological process: regulation of short-term neuronal synaptic plasticity; regulation of AMPA receptor activity. Gene Ontology annotation, cellular component: postsynaptic membrane; postsynaptic density; dendritic spine membrane.
AAUUGGAAAAAAACAAAGCGUUUAUUUAAAUAAACGAAGCUUCAGAUCUCUGUGGUUUACACAAUAGGCCCUAAAGUCUGCAAAACCGUUCGCCCUUUUUACCUGUGAGAAUCAAAAUAUCAAGACAAACACAAGUGAACUGCUCUACUGGCACAGAGUGGUUAAUAUUUAAAGCCCUCGGUGGAUUGUGGUUGCGUCGCUCUCCGUGGUGCUGAAGCGGUGAUUGACGGCCGUCGAGGACAGAGGCUCAGCACUGGGCUGCAUGCGUCUGUGUCGAUGUGUGAUUAUCAACCCGAGCUCAUGUGUUUCACAUUAGAGUUGGGGCAGAUUAAUUAAGCGAAAUUUUUAUCGUCGAUUUAAUCAAGCAUUCAAUUGCCUAGAUGAUAAAUCUUAGAAAUACUUCUUGUAACUAAAGUUGUAUUGCAAACGAGUAUUUUUUAUGCGGGCGGGGAUCAGAUUAACAGUUUGAAUCAAUGUUUUUUUUAUUAUUAUUAUUUAGAUGUAGGUCGUGCAGUACUUAAUCCAUUUGACAUGUUUAUUUUGUAUGUAUUUAUGUGAAUGUUCGGCUUUUACAAGGAUGUGCCCAUAGAACAGGCAACGGCUGUGUCAUCAUGCAGGUUUGUCUUUUCUUUUAUUUGCAUUUUGUUUGCUAAACCCCUCACUGUUACAUUUAGCCAGCGCUACACGUCUUUUUUUCGAUGCCUUGCAGUUUCUUGCAACCCAUUGUUGUAAUCUUUAAGGGCAGGGGAUCAAGAUUAUUAGAGUCACAAACAAAAUGACAUCGUUGCCAUGGCAACCGAUCAGUGUGUCUCCCCUAAACACACACACACACCGUAUUACUUAGCCAGCCAUAUUCGUGGCAAGGAUGAGAAAUAAUUUGAGAAACGAAACACUUGAAGCGAUCGGGAAUCAACGUAUCAAACCCUCAUCAACACCGUCUCGCUAAACCAAGAGACGCACUAUUCAGCGCAGCGGACCUCUGUGAGAACACCCGCCUCAUUCCACCGGUGUUUCGUGACAGGGUUGGAAUGUUCCUGUGUGCACACUUUGCAGGCGGCGUCGAUUAACGGCAACGUUAAGGAGCAACGGGAUGAAAAUGCAUGGCAUCGGUAUUCUGGGCGUUAUUGAAAAUAUAUGAGGGACUUCGAGGGUUAUCUCACCUGGAAUACUUUCACAGUAAAGAACGGUAACACGCAAACAAGUUUGUGCACGAUCAGUUGCCUAUCGCUAAAAACCGAUGCUUUCUCUGUAGUACGAACAUGGAAAGAAACGGCGUAGGUGAGAGAAAAACCUGGAAAGAUAUAAGUGACUAAAACUGUUGUUUUGUUACCAAAAGACUAGCCUAGAGUACUUCUACCAGCAGUAGAAAAGUGCUGAAACAGUUUGUGGAAAUAACAGGAUUUGUCAGCCAUCGUCGUCACUCAGGGUUAAGUGAGAUGUGAGACUGGGGGUGUUGUGAGGAGCCGGAGGAUGCAGUACAGAGGCACAUCGCUUGAUAACUGAACACUUCAUAACCGCCAGCGGAUUCCAAGAUCGACCCUGCAAAACAGUGAGGAAACAGCCAUGUCCACACCAUGGGAUUUAAAAUCAUUUCACCAAGAGCUUCAGCAAACCCUUUCAAAUGUUUCUCGGUCUCAAUGAAAACUAAGCUUAUCUUAAAAGCAAAUCUGUUGAGUGAACCUUAAGAAACUGGAAAGCGACUGGAAGGUUUUUACAUAGUCUCUCCCCUUGGAAAUUUCUAUUGUGAAGACAAUCAGCCUUGAAAACGUUUUACGUCUUUUCUGCCAUCAUCAGUUUGUGUGUGUGUGUGUGUCUGUGCCUACGGUUUAUUAUAUAUUCUGAAUACACAUCUUAAAUGCAAGUAGAUAGGACAACCAUUUUAUAUUCAAUGUGACUUAUAUAUUCAUACCUGAUUUCUUUUACCUAUUUUAGAUUUGCACACAGGAUUAUCCAUUUGGUAAUUGUUUACAUGCUUAAUGAGGAAACGCACACUCAUUGAAUCUCACUCCAUGAAUGAGAUACGGAACAAAAUCAGAAUGAUUCCUCACCAUACUGCCCUCGAACCCUCAAAGGAGUUCAACAUCCGGAGUAGUCCUGUUAACACGUAAACAAGUGCAGUACAACAAGAUCCAUUUCUGAGUUGUUGUUGUUGUUUGUUGUUGUUUUUUCACCAAGUGUAUGAAAAUUGUUUAUACUAGUUAAUAAUAGCAAACAUUCAGGGAGCAUUACAGGUCAGGGAAAUCUGCUCAAAGACUUAAGUGCCAUUGCUGAACGUAAAGAGUGCCCAAAUUAAAAAUAAUAAUAAUAAUAAUCAUUGUGAUCAGCAAAACAUUCGUUUACAUUUUAAAGAUGUUUACAGUUGCCCCUUUCUCUUAAAACAAAUCUUUCAUCCUGAUAAGUGCCAAAACUGGGAAUUAAACCUAAACACUUUUAUUGUAUACAGUAUACUACAUAAUUGCCUUCAUGUGUCAACGCUGAAUAUAGACACUAGAUAUUGAAGUAAUAGAAGGACAGUAACGAGAAGCCAUUUUGUUUGUCUGUGGAUAUCUGAAAAUGUAUAUUUUUCAAGAAAGGGAAUACCUCAAAAGGGAAUAUUUGCCUUGUUAAUACAUUCAAAACUGUCAGUUUAUUAAAUAAGUCUUUUUAAUUUCUGUUUAUACAACAACUAGCCGAUUGUGUGUUGCCUGCACCAAAUAUUGUCGGCAUUUGGAUUGUUUUCCAGCAAUGUGCUGGACGGAAGCACUGCAUGAUGAGAGACUGUGUGUUGUGUAACUCACCUCGAAGCUGAAAGCACAUCAGAAUAGUUAUUUUUCUCUCGCGCCGUCUUGGAGUGUGACCGUUCACGGCGCACACUUUUUAACAGACUUUGAAAACAGAUUUUCCUUUCAAGACUGUUUUCAUAAAGACCCAGAUUUCAUACGUCGGAGGGCUGCUACAAGAAUAUUUUACAUACGGCGCAAGGCAGACUGUUUUUACAAAAUUCAGCAUUGUGCGGUGGGUUGAGUCAGCGAGAGAAAAUAGCAGCGUUAGUCAUGUAAAGAUGAUGCCCACCUUGGAAGCUCGAGUGCGUGUCAUCAUUCUCUUUCUGCUAGUCGCUUUCCCACUUAACGCUUCUUCGGCGAGCGUCCCGGGCCCCACCAGAAACACACCAAAUGGGCCUAUCAUCAUUACCCCUACAUCCAACCCCAUAUCUCAGGGUAGGGGCUUUCUGUACCCCCUUUCUAAAAACGGUCGGGGCAUGCGAGGGAAGUCGAUGAAUCAUCGGCCAAAGGAGCCAGCUGGAGCGGAAAUGCCCCCCAGGCCGCUGCCUCAGAUAAUGCUGCCAAAGAAUGCAACGACUGAUGCACUGAAGGGACCUUUUAGAGCGGUGAAGGUACCUCCGCCUCCUCGCAAACUGGUGGAAGUGGAUGUUUGUCGGGGUUAUUAUGAUGUCAUGGGCCAGUAUGACAUCACCUUUAACUGCUCCAAGGAUGACUUCAUCUACUGCUGCGGGACCUGCCAUUAUAGAUUUUGUUGUCCGGACCGCUCUCGAAGGCUGGACCAGAACAUCUGCCACAACUACCAUUCCCCAGUGUGGGCCAAUACGGCCCCACCUGUGACCAGGCCCUCGCUGCCUGCCUACCCGGACCUCAACCGCAUCGAACAAAGCAACAACACGGUCUAUGUCAUCGGUGGAGUCAUUUCGUUUACAGUGGCGGUGGCAGUGGCCAUUAAAGUGGCGUUCCACAAGGCGUCACGGCAGCCUAGGAACAGGGAACUCAACAUGCCCAGGGCUCUUGUGGAAAUGCUGCGUCACCAGUCGAGUCCAGUUCAAGAGGGAGAGAGAAACAACAGUGUUGCCUUGGGAACUGGAGGAGGAGAGGGGACUCUUGGACGACCCCCGAAAAAUCUCUAUCCAACUCUACAGAGUAAAGAUAACCGACUGGGGAAUCUACAGCAUAACUUCAUCCAUACAACAGGUUCCAGUCCCAAACAUACAGCCACCAUUGAGUGUGGACAACAUAUGAAUAACAUGCAGCUGGCCACCGGUGGCACACUGAAGCCCAGUAAACAUACUAAUGCCAUGAAGCCCCAGCCGUCCUUCCAUCACUCUCUACAUAACCUGGCUCAGCUGCCGCCCUCGUAUGAAGCUGCCAUGAAGCCUGAGAUCAACAGAUACUCAUCUCUCAAACGUCUGGAGAAAGGAGGAUUGGAGGAAUAUUCAGGUUACUGUACCACCAAACGGAGGCCCAACAACGCUCCUCCUUCCUUUCAUUCCUCCCAGCAUCACCUUCCCUGGGGUGGUGACUACACGAUGGGGGGAAGAGGCACGCUUCCCAACCGUGGUACUCGUCCUCGAAUACCUCAUCCACAGUCUGCCCCAAGCCACACCCCGAAUCCUUACCCUCUGGAUCCACCGGAGUCGAAACAAAACCAGAACUAUGAUACGCUUUCCAAACCACCACGUCGUGUCAAAUCAACAGACCAACUCCUUGCCCUCUGUGACGGCAACACCUUAUCAAGGAUGUCGAAGAACCAGCAGCACCAAUACUACAAAGCCAUGGCCAAUUCAUCAAAGAAUACCAAUACGAACACCCUGAAGAAGUCCAAGGAGAGGCUGCUGAUGUCCCCAGACCAUCUAGAGGAGGAGGCAGGUGGGGAUGAGUACGACGGAAGCACGAUGGGUAUGGGAAUGAGCGACUACACGGCCCACACUGGUGGAGGUGGAAUGGUACCCACCUUGCCCCGUGUAAGCCACCAGAAAGCUCAAUCACAGCAGAAUGUUUGCGCCACACCAUCCCUCGACCGGCACCACAUGAUCAAGAUGAACUCGCACCCGACCUCAGGGCGAGAGCAGGAGCGGAAUUCGUCAGCAAUGUCAGGUCACCUGGGCGGAGGCGGGGCUGGAGGAGUGGGAUGGGGCGACAUGCCUGGAACAGGAGUUGUCAUGGGAACAGGGACUCUUAGUGGACACAGUGCCAGGAGGCUUGCAUUUGCAGCUAAAAGGCAAAAUACCAUUGAACAACUUCACUUCAUCCCUGGUGCAGGGGGAAGUGGAGGAGGAGUGGCAUCAAACCAAGGGGUUAGAACGGGAAGCAAGAAUGAGGUUACUGUGUGAACAAGAAGCUGGAGAGGGAAGGAGGGAAUGGAGAAUAUGGGUGAGUGAUAGACUGUGUGAAGAGUUGGAGGAUGGUAGAGGGACUGUGGGAGAGAGAGAGUGGGAGGAAGAGGGAGAGAAAUACCAAGAGAACAGAGAAAAGGAGUAGGAGGAUGGUAAAGGAAUAAGAGAAGCAGAUCUUAAAGUAGGGGGCCACGAAGUGGCACCAUAUUUUUUACAGAUAUAUAUUGUGUAUAUAGUGGCAAAUUCAUAAGAUAAGAUUAGAUAAGUUUUAAGUCAGGUUUGAUAGAGCUUCAAAGUUGUUGUGCUUUUUAUGUUCAUGAAAUUGCCGCUAUAAUUAUGAUCAAAGCUGCCAUAUACAACUAUUUAUUUGCGAAAAGUUUGCCUAUAAUCUACUGCAUAGAAUAUCAAUAGAGUGUAAUAUAAAUUCCACAUGAUGUGACAGAUGAACAAAAACAUUUUUCCUAUCUUUGUCAUGUUUUUAUCCUCAGAUAUUUCACAUUAUUACACUUUUCAUAUAUAGCUGCUAUGGAGAAAUAUAUUUCAGAGAAUGGCUUUCAUCUUAUAACUAAAAUGGAACUACUGGGAGACUAAUAUAAUAAUUAACGUCAGCAUUAAGUGGAACCAGAUGAAUAUGAGUUGAGCACUUAUCCCAACUGAUGAAUUGUAAACCUACUUACAGUUGGACAAACGUAAUGCUGGAUCUUAUCUCUUUUUAAACCCUAAUCCACUUCAACAUAAUGAGGAAGUGUGGCAGGGUUUUCACAGCAUAUGUCAAAAUGAAUGAAGAUGGAACAAUUUGAGGAGCAUAUCCAUAAACUCCUUUUGAAUACUGCGAGACAGAGAAAGCAAGCCUCACCAUUGUUUCACCUGCAUCUUAUUCAGUGUGAAUUUAACAUGGAUGUACCAAGUGAGUUUCUGUUAAUUUCUUUUUUUUUUUUUUUUAGGAAAUACUGAAAAUAGUACAUAAGUUUUAAAUUCUCAAGUCUGCCCUUCAGUACAUAACUGGAGAUUGCUUUGAACUAUUGAGGAAAGCCAUUCUGGGACACAAUUGGGCAGAAAAGCCCAGUAGAAUACCAAGAGAAAUGUCUGACAAUCAUCUUUUUUUUCCCCUUAAAAAGACUCAUUAAUGAUCAAUGGCACUUUGUUUGGAUACUGAGCCACCACUUUCUACAAUGUCCAAGUGCUGGGAUUUGUAAGGAAGAUUCAUCAUAAGGGACGCUGGACUACCAAAAGCACAAGAAUAAUACAUUAGAUUCCUGUAACACUGGCUCCUCUUAGGUAUACUGUGUCAAACGGUUCACCUCAAGCUAUUAAAUAUGGAUCUAAGAUGAAGAGAAUGACUCAAGAGUAAGAGCACUCAUCAAUGUAUUUCUAUGUUAUGGUAUUCUGGCAUAAAAUUAGUGCAUAACAUAGCAGUAUCAUUAUCUCGCUCAGGUGUGGGUUGACAUUUGCAUAAAGACAAACCUCCUGGACUGCUUUCUAAAUCUCCAUAUUGAAGCCAUGUGUAUAUGCUGUUAAAACGGAGACUCGAAUAGUUCGAGUAUAUGGGCAUGCCAGAACAGCUAACCUGUAUUUUUCAAUCUGCUGUUACUGAGAUAUGAACAUAACACGUCAUACCUGAUAUCUUCAUAACCAAUAAUGCUUAUCAAUAUUAAGGGCUAUACAACACACGUGCGUUAGUGGUACAGAUGUUACGCACAGCUUACUCAUUAUUCAUUGAUAAUCUCAUUAUUUAUAAAAAGAUAUUAACGUAGUAAGUAACUAUCACAAUGAAAAAUAUCAAUAUGAGGUUGUUCGCAAACAAGCUAGAUAUCAUUUACUGUACGAUUAUGAUCUCUGAGAAAUAGCACAGGUGUCAAGAAAACUCAUCUGACCAAUGAAAACAACAAUUUACAUUGUAAAACCACCAAGUGGUCAUUUUUUGUCAUUGACUUUAUAUCUCUUGGUUAAUUUUCACUGUAAUGAAACUGAACGUUAUAAGUUACAGCCUCCCAGUAAAAGUGUUAAGGAGUAGUUUAUAUCCCAUCAGCAUCAGGGGCAUUGGUGGUAACCCAUUCAUUUAACUUUUCACUGGAACUAGUGUGUAUCUUAAUGAAUUAUGAACAUGACAAUCUUCCUAACAGCUCUGUAAUACAUUGGUGUUUGUUAUUGUCAUUACUAUGCCAGUUAAUAUUAUGGUUAUUGGUGAACUUUCUUCUUGUUGUUAUGGUUAUAUUAUGAUUAUGAUGGUGAUUUUUUUUUUCCUCUGUGGUUUUAGUGUUAACUUGUUUUAGAUAUAUUUCUCAUGAAAUUCUUUUGAAAUUAUGAGUAGAAAAUAGAAGCACAAACUUUAAAGCCACAUUGUUUGCCAAUUCUUCAUGCAUUCCUAAUGAUGAGGAGUGCCUUCAAAAAUUUCUCAAUGUGAUGUCAUAUAGUAAUUGUUCUAAGCCUGCAAAUGCCAUUACUUGUUGCAGAGACAUCACAAUGGGUUUAUAAAUGAUGUCAUGGGAUGCAUGUUGUAUGUGUGUAACCAAAUGUCGUCUUUUGGUUGAUUAAGUGAAAUUUCAACUUUUUAAUGUUUCUUUCAGGGACAAUUAGAACAGCUGAAUCGAUUUCAUAUUUUCCUUGUCAUAACAAGUCUGUAGCAAUGUCUGUUUUGUAUCCACAAGCCAUAAUUAUGAAAAUGUUUAUGGAAUUUAUCCACAAGGCAUAUUACUGCAGAAAAUAACAAACAUUGGAUGUGCAAAUAAAGCCCUUAAGCAUUUUAAAAGGUUGGUAGCCUACAAUGGGAUGUGCAUUGGUUGCACACGCAAAGCAAGACUGAAACCCUGGGAAAACAGCAACGAGCUCAUGUCUUGCAAUAUCUAAGCACAGAAGCAGAAUGAAUGUUUGGGUAAAUUACUUUAAAUCAAGCAUUACUCUAAAUAUUUUACUUUCAUAACAAAUGCUCUCAAACCAGGUGUGUGUGUGUGUGUUAUAUAUAUA